Molecule: messenger RNA, 345 nt
Organism: Enterospora canceri
Lineage: Eukaryota; Fungi; Microsporidia; Enterocytozoonidae
Source: the annotation of a GenBank genome assembly
AUGGAACGUGAAAUUUUAUCAGCAAAGAAAUCAGAGGCUCUUUACAAGUUGAUCAAGACGUACAAGAACGAGGAUAAAGUGCGAACUGGUACAAACGAGACAAUAAAAGCAGUCAAGAACGGCACAGCAGUGCUCGUUGUCCUCGCAGACAACUCAGUUCCACUCUGCUUGACCAAUGCCAUUGUUGACUUGUGUGAGCAGCAGGGGAUUCGGUUUGUCUACGUGGAGCAGAAGGAGCUGCUUGGAAAGGCGUGUCUUCUCACGACCAAUGCCAUUUCACUCGCAAUUGUCGAAGACAAGGAGAAUGAUAGCAGCCAGAUGCUCAAGGCCCUCUCUGUUGUAUAA